GAAACAUUCUAUUUUUGUAAAUCAAAGAGCAUUAGUGAGUGAAGAGAUUAUACGCUAGUGUGUGAUUUGUAGUGUUUUCGUGACGACAAGAAGCUCUUUAUUUUAGUGUCUCGAAUGUGUGUAAAAAAUUUAGGAUAAAAAAAGGAUUAAUAAAACGUUGCAAGUGAUUGAAAAAACCUGAGAAGAAUCCUGAGAGACACACCCUCAGUCUUGGUAGCUUCCUCUCUCUCUCUUUCCUUCCUUAUCGCCUGAUAUCUGCAUUCUUCCUCUCCCUACCGUCUCGUCACUCGAGCAAUCAUCGCUUUGCAAAAAUUCCCAGCAACGUGAUCAUCAAUCGGGAGGAGGAAAAGAGCUUCCCUGAGAGGAUUGUGUGUAUCCUAAGUGAUUCUCACCGGCCCUAGAUUGUGUGAGAGUGUGAAAAUUAUUUAACGUGAAGUGCAAAAGUUGAACACCUUUUAUUUCUCCUUUUCUAUUAAAUAAUCGCAACGUCGUCCCAAUCGUCACCGACAUAUCGUCGGCAAGUUUCUGCACCCUGAAAUCAACCAGCUGCGUCUAACGACAGGCAAAAUGUCCGUAAGAAUGGAAAAUGUCGCGACGGCGCCGAGAAAACUUAACUACAAGAUGAUGGGAACAAAUGGACCUCGGCCAGCAUACGCAGGCGCAAACAACGGUAGCGCGGGUAGCGCUGGAGCCGGUGUUGGCGUGGGCGUAGGACCAACAGCAGGACAUGGUUUAAAAGGAGGUGCAGGCGGUGCUCCCCGCGGCGGAAACCCUGUACAGUAUCGGGCAGGUGGAGCUGGUGCUUGGGGUGCUGCGCCAUCCCACGCGGCAGCCGCUGCAGCAUUUCCGCAAUACACGAGGUAUCCAACCGCGGCCGCGCAGAUGCCGGUUAGUGCUCAGCAGCUACCACCAACUGCCUAUCCCGCUACUGCUUAUGCGCAACAUGCUAACUAUGGUGGACAAAGAGUACCAACGGCAUCAUCGCCAGCUAAUACGAGUAGCAGCUCUAGCAGUGCAACUGGUAGUCAAAGUGGUACAAUCAGCACAAAUUUGAGUAAUAACGCAAUGCAGGGCCAACAGCCAGAACAGCUGUCCAAAACAAAUUUAUAUAUUCGUGGUCUUAAUCAAAACACCACUGAUAAGGAUCUUGUUAGUAUGUGCGCGCAAUACGGAAAUAUCACUUCUACAAAGGCGAUCCUCGAUAAAAAUACUAAUAAAUGUAAAGGUUAUGGCUUUGUAGACUUUGAAUCACCGACGGCGGCUGAGGGUGCUGUGAAAGCACUGGUCGCCAAGGGCAUCCAAGCACAGAUGGCGAAAAUUGAACAACAGGAGCAGGAUCCAACCAAUCUGUAUAUUGCUAAUUUGCCACUGAACUUUAAAGAAAAUGAUGUGGAGUCUUUACUUGCACAGCAUGGACAAGUUAUAUCCACCCGGAUAUUACGUGAUACACUUGGACACAGUAAAGGAGUUGGAUUUGCAAGGAUGGAGUCCAAGGAAAAAUGUGAGCAAAUAAUUCAAAUGUUUAAUGGAAAAGCUCAGGGUGCGAAAGAUCCACUUCUAGUUAAAUUUGCUGAUGGUGGUAACAAGAAAAAACCGUAUAAAAGCUCAUUAUGGCGUGAAACUGGCGAGAAUAUAGCUAUUAAUUAUGACGCAAGCGCAGUGGGUCAAAACGGUGUGCCAACAGCUCACAUGCUUCCAGCUGCAACCCUUGCUCAGUACAGUCGUCAUUAUGGUCAAGCUGUGCCAGGUUACACUGUUCAAGGAGCACCUUGGGUUACUCCAUACGUCUUACAAACUGGCCCUCCUCAUAUGCAACAGGUUGACAUGAUGCCCUCAGCUGAUCCCAGUAAUCCACAGUAUAGCAUGAUUCCUCAAAUAACUACAGGAAUGUCGGCGCUUCAUCUUGGGACUGGAUCCUAUAUUGCUAGCCCACAUCCGUACCCUUAUCCUUAUCCGGCGCCCAGCAUCAUUCACACCAUGCCUUUGGGCGAUUCUGAACAAACGAGCAAUGCGGCAUCACCUGAUGAUUCUUAUCAACAGUACCAGGCUCAGCAGCCCAAGUACGAGUAUGGCGAAGGUUACAUAAGUUAAAGCAGUGACAAGAGGAGAAUGUAAAAAAGCGAGGGAGAAAAAAAAAUAAAAAAGAAGAAAAAGGUGAUGUAAAACGUUAAAUGAAUAUGCGACCGCAUAAGUUUGAAAAAAAUGAUUUAAUAAAACAGAGAUUUACGUAAAUAAAAAAUAAAAAAAAAAAAAACAUAAAAACAAAAAAUGGAACUUUAGUGUUAAUGAAAAUUAUGAAAACGAGUGAGCGAAAAAAUUGCAAAUGAGAAAUGGAUGCAAAUUAAUAUUUACGAAAUGAAUUCUUCCUCACAAUUUUUGCAGUGAAGAUGAAAAAAAAUAAAAAUUAUUAAUAAACAGUUAGAGAAGAGUGUAAAGGUGAUUAAGAAUGAAAAACGAUAAGAAACUAUAAUAAUUGACUUGCCAGCCAUCUUUUAUACAUUUUAUCUAAAAAAAUAAUUAAAUAAAAACAGGAGAUAAAGUAGGGUGAAAGUAGCUGAUAUUUUGCAACGAGUAGAUAAAUGAUGACUUACAAAUAUCUUUGACGAUAAAAAUCAACUAUUAUUAUGGUGCGAAAAUGUCAUCAUUCAUAAUUCAUUCGCGCCAAAUUAAACUAAUUUUCAUAAGGAUGUUUUAAAAAACAAAGUACGUGAUGUUAUAAAAAAAUUCUUGGAGAUAUCAUGUCUCCAUGGGCCAAUGAUGUUUUUUUUCUUUGUGUAAAAUCAUUGAUAAAUAAUGAGAAUGAGCCACACGUUGACGGGACAGGCUUCCAGGAUAAAUUUAGGUAUUUAAACAAAUCACUUCACUAAGAAGUCUGAGCGUGAGAGAGAGAGAUAAAGUGACAUGUGUUGAUACGGAAAAAUGCUUGAUAGUGUGAACAAACAUUUAACAAAACAAAAAAAGAUUGAAAUUGCAAAAAUCUUUGAGCGGGCAAAUAAUAGAUGUGAAUGAAAAUUUUAAGCGUUAGAAUGAUUGAUAAUUUGUGAGAGUGAAUAAGUGAGUGUAAGAAAUUGUAAACUUUAUUAAAAAUAGUAAAUAAAAAAAAGGGAAUAAAAACGAUAAAAACUACAAAAAAAAA
Molecule: messenger RNA, 3136 nt
Organism: Chelonus insularis
Lineage: Eukaryota; Metazoa; Arthropoda; Insecta; Hymenoptera; Braconidae
Gene: shep
Product: alan shepard
Cellular component (GO): nucleus; ribonucleoprotein complex
Molecular function (GO): mRNA binding
Source: RefSeq, a predicted model, not a curated record